CGAGGAAUUAAGAAAACCAAACCCUCUUUUUUGGCUGUCACGAACUUGCAAGUUAUUACAUGGUUUUCAGUUCAUCUUUGAAUUUGAAAUUAGCUGUUCAAUUCGAAUCUCAAGAUGUGGGCAAGAAUAUUCAGAACUUCUGCAAACUGCAUGAAAGAAAAGCAGAAAAUCAAACAGCCUUACAAAAGCGUUACUAGUGUGAACCAAGAAUACCUAUGUGCAGUAAGAACAAAAUCCUUUGCAGAUUUGUUCUUACAAGUCCAAGUGCUGCAGUUGAACGACAACCCGAUUUUAAUAUCGUCGGAAUUUCUUCUCAACCCCGGCCAAGAAACAAUAACAUCGAUCCUCGAUUCAUCCUCACUUUUCUCGAAAAACAACAAAUCAUCCCAUGUUCUAAAAUCGCUCCUCCUCGAUUAUUUCCAAAUAAGCGCCGACGCUUCUAGCUUCUGCAGCCACCUUCUAAAAAGUUUGAACCAUCUUCAAUCUUAUUACAACAUCAUUCAUCAACUUACUUAUAACGCCAUCGGUAACGAACACGAUCACCGUGAAUACUACGAUAAUUACUCUUCAUCCGACGAUCAAUUCGGCUCCGUUUUCUCCGAGCUCCGUUCGUGCGUUGUACUAAUUAACAACAGCCCUAAAUUCUCAAAUUUGAACAAUAAACAAGAAUUCAAGAAAAUUCACGAGAAGCACUUUUCGGUUUUGCAACAAUUGAAGUUCAAUAGGAAAAAGGUGGCAAGAAAAAUUAAAAUGGUUAAAUGCUUCAACACGGCUUCUAGGGUUUGUGCGACCACGGCUUGCGGGCUCGUGGCGGGAGCCGCCGUGUUUCUGGCGGCUCAUACCCUAACGUUGCUCCUCGUGGGCCCCGCUAUCUUCAGCCUGCCGUUGAAGCCGUUGAAGAGAAAGAUUCGAAACCUUCGAUUUUUCAAGUGUGGGUUGCUGAGGAAAUUAGUGGACCAACUUGACGCCGCUGCAAAGGGUGCGUAUAUAUUGAACCGAGAUUUCGACACGAUAAGUAGACUUGUCGGUAGGCUUCGGGACGAGAUUGAGCACAACAAGAAAAUGAUUGAGCUGUGUUUCGAAAGGAGGGAAGAUCGGCUUUCGUUCCAAGUGUUGAAGGAGAUUAAAAAGUAUGAAUUAGGGUUCAAGAAACAAGUGGAGGAGCUCGAAGAGCACGUGUAUUUGUGCCUCGUUACGAUUAAUCGGGCUCGAGCUAUGGUUGUCAAGGAAAUUUCCAAGGCUUGUGCGGAGAAUUCAGUACGGUAG
Messenger RNA from Erythranthe guttata (spotted monkey flower), 1266 nucleotides. RefSeq names its product UPF0496 protein 3. NCBI's taxonomy places the organism in Eukaryota, Viridiplantae, Streptophyta, Magnoliopsida, Lamiales, Phrymaceae. The record is from RefSeq and is a predicted model, not a curated record.